Messenger RNA from Caenorhabditis briggsae, 2112 nucleotides. Gene Ontology annotation, biological process: polysaccharide biosynthetic process. The record is from RefSeq and is a predicted model, not a curated record. NCBI's taxonomy places the organism in Eukaryota, Metazoa, Nematoda, Chromadorea, Rhabditida, Rhabditidae. Gene Ontology annotation, molecular function: acyltransferase activity, transferring groups other than amino-acyl groups. Gene Ontology annotation, cellular component: membrane.
CAACCGACUAAAUCGAAAAGAUUAGAUUUGCAAGGGAUUCGUGGAUUGGCAAUUCUUUCGGUUUUAGGAUUCCACUUUUAUCCAUCCUACUUUCCUAAUGGAUAUCUCGGAGUGGAUCAAUUUUUCGUUCUCUCUGGCUUUCUGAUGUGUAUGUUGCUCACAAAAACAGCGAAUUCUCCAGUGUCAUCUGUAUUUCUGAACUUUUAUUCUCGCCGUUUCAAAAGAAUUCUCCCCUUGUAUUUGCUUAUAAUUCUGAUGUCAUUAAUAGCAUUAUAUACUGUAUUCAUAGAAACUGCUAUCCUUCAAAACCAGUCUUCUGCUUUUCGAGCUCUAUUUUUUGUAUCGAAUCGUCCGAAAACUGGAGAAGAAGACUAUUUUGAAAAGUUAAAUCUAGCCAUGGAUAUCUUCACUCACACCUGGUCUUUAUCUGUUGAAAUUCAAUUCUAUUUUGUCGUUCCUAUCAUUUUCCUUGUUGGAAACUUGUUUCCCGAAAUUUUCAAACUUGGAUACUAUUUCAUUCUGGGAAUCACAUCAUUAUCUUAUUAUGUGACAUCAUCUCAAACAGUCGCCUUCAACAGUAUGUUUGCUAGAAUUUGGCAAUUUUUAAUCGGAAUGGUUGUCUAUUUGAUCUAUUUCAAAAAGAUCUCAAAUACCACUUCGCUUCCAUUUGAAAUGUCAAAAACAACAGAAAAUUUGGAUGAUGGGAAACAGAAACUUCUCGAAGAAGAUGGAUUUGAUGAGGAAAGUGAAAAUGAAGAAGAAGAACAAGAAAAGGAAGUAAUGGCACCACCUAAAGUGACAACGUAUUUGGGUCCAUUCUCAAAAUACUUCUUCUUAUUCCCAAUGGCUUAUAUUGUCACUUAUCCAAUUGCAUUUUAUCCCUUUCUUUUGAGACCAAUCUUCACAGUAUUCACCGGAGCUCUCAUGCUGAUUUCAGUUGAUGACAUCUAUCUGAGUAACAAAAUGUUGACCUAUAUCGGAGACAUAUCCUACUCUCUUUAUCUCAUCCAUUGGCCUAUUUAUUCUUAUUGCAAACUGAUGCAUCCAGGAAAUAUUUACGGUAGGUUAAAGAUUCUAUCAAAAAUGAAUAUUAUUUUGACCGCCGGAUUGAUCGUUUCGAUACUGUUGGCAGUGGUGGUCUUCGAAACUUUUGAAAAGUGGUAUUUGAAACUCUCCAAUAUCUCAAUCACCAUUCUUGUUCUAACUUUACUCUCAAUUAAUUUAAUUUUGAUUCAUAAAGAUGUGAUAAACGGACAAAUGAAUCCAUCCAGUUCAAAUUUCACAAGAUUGGAUGGCGUUUUACCGAACAUGACUUAUGAUGAUGCGGAUAGAUUGAAUGCUCAUUGGCAACGAACUGAUUUGGGGGGAUUGAACGAACCAGGAUGUAUUAAAAGAACUCCUGGAAAAGUUUGGUGUGACUACGAGGAAAAAGGUAAAGACUUCAAAAUAGCAAUUUUUGGAAACAGUUUAACUCUGAACCAUCAUAAAAUGUUUCUACAAGAAUGCAGACAUCGUGCUUAUAAUGUAACUAUGUACUCAGAAUACGGUUGUGAGCCACUGGCUGCCCUUUCAAAUGAAGCUCACUGUAAACGACAUCUGAUAGAUUUUGUGGAUUUCUUGAAAAGUGCAAAGCCGGAUUAUGCGUUUUUGUUCACACGAUUCUUUGCCACUGGAGUUCCAUUCGCAGACGCAAACAACACAAAUCUAGAAACGGAUUCAACGUACAAAGAGAUGAGACAUCAAAUGGAACGAUUCAUUCCAAAUAUAAAGAAAAAGUUAUAUGUUCUGGAUGCGUUUCCAAGAACGAACAAUCAAUACACACUGAAAGUUGCGAAAGAUUUGAAAAGUGGGCGAAAGUUAGAAGAAAUUCAUAAAGAAAUCGUUCAAUUGGACACCUACAAAUUAGCUCGUUAUCGAACUGAAUCUAUUGUGAAGGAAUGUGGAUCAAAGUGUGAAAUGAUUGAUUACGAACCCUUGCUCUUCAAUAAAACCACAAAUAGAUUCGAGUUUUUCGAUAGCACAGGAUUCCUUUACUUCACCGGAAUAAACCAUCUCUCUGCUCAUGGAAUGGAGUUAGUGAGACCACUUUAUACAGAAAUUUGUAGAAAGUUG